Molecule: messenger RNA, 1701 nt
Organism: Durio zibethinus
Lineage: Eukaryota; Viridiplantae; Streptophyta; Magnoliopsida; Malvales; Malvaceae
Product: AT-hook motif nuclear-localized protein 16-like
Biological process (GO): vegetative to reproductive phase transition of meristem
Cellular component (GO): nucleus
Molecular function (GO): minor groove of adenine-thymine-rich DNA binding; DNA-binding transcription factor activity
Source: RefSeq, a predicted model, not a curated record
CCCAUAUUUGGCAGCACAGCUACUAACAUCCUUUUGUUUUUCUUUUUGUUUUGCCUUGUUAGCAAGGCAUUAUUAAAGCGGCCGAGUAGGAUGAUAGUAGAGUUCAAAGAUGUCGUUGUUUUUUGAGUGCUUUGGCGAUGUCCAAUUGUACAUACGUGAAAAGAGAAGCUGACCGGCAACGGCUUCUGCCCCAACAUUGUAUACUAUCUAAUUUCAUGUUGGGGUAUGGCUGCUUUGCUUGGCAAGCCAGCGUGCUAAUGUGAUUCUUUUGUUUUGGUGGUGCGAUUCAUAUAUAGCUCUUUUAGGAAUGAUCUUUCAUGUGCAGCUCGUGGAUUAUUUAUUGCUUGGAUUAGUUAAAUUUGCCGUCUUUUUUUCUUUUGUUUUCUUUUAUCUCCAGUGUGUUUUGAAUAUUUGUUUUUGCAUAAGCAGAAGUUUCAAUGAGGGUGUUUGUUGGGAAAGGCAAUCAACAUGAUUGAAGGGUCAGUUGGAGGUAGGCAGUUAGAAUACAUGGUUGGUAUCACUUAACCAUCUCCUAACCUUCAAUCAUUCUUUCGGGUUUUCACAAUAAAAUUAUCAAACGAAACUACUACUUAAGCUGGCGGCAAACGGCAGUUUCUGCAAAUCUCUAUCCAUUAGGAAUUCUGAGUGCGCGUGAAUGGGGCAAGGCACAGAUUUGAGAGUAACCAUGGAUCAAAACCAAAAACAAGACAAGGGGAAUCUCCAUAGACCAGGCAUUGAUGCAAUGCUAAUGGCUCCCAAAAUGCCAAAGGCAGUGACACCAAUCUCUGCAGUUGAGGGUGACAACAUUAGGCGGCCUCGAGGGAGGCCAGCAGGCUCCAAAAACAAGCCUAAGCCACCCAUCAUUGUCACUCGUGACAGUGCUAAUGCAUUAAGAGCUCAUGCAAUGGAGGUGAGCACAGGCUGUGAUGUAAAUGAGAGUCUAGUUAAUUUUGCAAGGAGAAAGCAGCGUGGCAUUUGUGUACUUAGUGGGAGCGGGUGUGUAACCAAUGUCACACUCAGACAACCAGCCUCGUCUGGUGCAAUUGUUACUCUGCAUGGCCGGUAUGAGAUUCUCUCCUUGCUUGGAUCAAUCCUGCCCCCACCAGCCCCACCUGGGAUUACAGGGCUAACCAUUUACCUGGCUGGGGCUCAGGGGCAGGUAGUGGGUGGAGGAGUAGUUGGUGCACUCAUUGCUUCUGGUCCUGUUCUGAUCAUGGCCGCAUCCUUCAUGAAUGCCACCUUUGAUCGUCUACCAUUAGAUGAUGAUGAAGUUGCUGCAGCUAGGCAGAAUCAAUAUCACCAGAAUGGUCGGCACCAUCACCUGGACAUUUCUGAUUUGCAUGGGAUGCCACAGAACUUGAUUACCAAUGGCACUACCCCUCCUGAGAUAUACUCUUGGACUCCUGGACGAACUAUGUCAAACACCUAACCUGCUUAGCAAGCAUUCCUUUGGAGAUUCUCACAUCCUCCAAAUAUCAUCAUCUAGUGCUAUUAUUUAUUAAGCUUUCUCAUAGCAGUAUCUUCACAGCCUUAGUUGCAGAUCCAUAUGGAAAUUAGUGCAUCUUUUCUCUCUAGCAUUCAUCAGCCAAGCAUAUCUUGUUUGAAUGCAAGUGUGAUUUUAAAUACAAUGGAUCUCCAUCACAUAGUUUCUGAAGUAUCAGCAGGUACCAUGCACAUAAAUACCGAUAGGCUUAAGAUAUA